UUUGAGCUCUUUUCUCUUCCCCCUAACAAUUCCCAGCGCCCAUUAACUCGUAUUCCUGCUUAGAUGUUUUACCAAAAAAUAAUGGCAGUCGCUCCAACAUUUUUGUUCCUGCUGUGCGGUCUGCGCGUCUCUCUGGCAGUUGAUUGGGAGUUUAUGGACACAAAUUUUACCUACCUCGUUGAUGCAAUCGACUACAAGGAUCCCUGUAAAGCUGCUGCAUUUUUGGGAGAUAUUGCCCUGGAUGAAGAUGACCUUCUCUUGUUUAAAGAGGUCCACAACACUGAAGGUGCACGACACACCGUCCAGACCAACCAAACAGACUCAGUUAACAGUUCCACCUCCAAUGAGAGUGUCAGAAGUAAGAGAGCUGCAGACAGACACACACUCCAUCGUUGGAGGAGGGCGGCUACCUCCAGACCUGAGCGAGUUUGGCCGGACGGCAUCAUACCAUACAUGAUCAGUGGGAAUUUCAGUGGCAGUCAGCGAGCCAUUUUCCGUCAGGCAAUGCGUCACUGGGAACGGCACACUUGUGUAACGUUCACUGAGAGGACAACUGAAGAAAGCUACAUUGUUUUCACCUACAGACCUUGUGGGUGUUGUUCCUACGUGGGGAGGAGAGGUGGCGGCCCUCAGGCCAUCUCUAUAGGAAAGAACUGUGACAAGUUUGGCAUUGUGGUACAUGAACUCGGCCAUGUAAUUGGCUUCUGGCAUGAACACACGCGUCCGGACCGUGACGAGCAUGUAAGCAUCAUCAGAGACAACAUCCAACAAGGACAGGAGUAUAACUUCCUGAAGAUGGAGCCGGGUGAGGUUGACUCACUUGGGGAGGUAUACGACUUUGGCAGCAUCAUGCAUUACGCAAGGAAUACAUUUUCCAGAGGCGUCUUCUUAGACACAAUCUUGCCACGUUAUGAUGUCAAUGGAGCCCGGCCACCAAUCGGACAGAGGACCAGGCUAAGCAAAGGGGACAUUUCGCAAGCCCGCAAACUCUACAAAUGCACAAAGUGUGGGGACAGCCUGCAGGAGAGUACCGGAAACUUCUCUUCCCCUGGUUUCCCCAACGGCUACUCAGCAUACGCUCACUGUGUGUGGAGGAUCUCUGUCACUCCUGGAGAGAAGAUUGUUCUGAAUUUUACCUCCAUGGACCUCUUCAGGAGUCAUUUGUGCUGGUAUGACCAUGUGGAGGUCCGAGAUGGAUACUGGAGAAAAGCUCCUUUGAAAGGCCGUUUUUGUGGAGACAUACUUCCAGAUCCGAUCAUCUCAACUGACAGUCGACUGUGGAUUGAAUUCAGAAGCAGCAGCAGCUGGGUGGGCAAAGGAUUUUCAGCGGUCUACGAAGCCAUCUGUGGGGGAGAGGUGAAGCGGGACAGCGGCCAGAUCCAAUCCCCCAAUUAUCCUGAUGACUACCAGUCCAACAAAGUGUGUGUGUGGAAAAUCACAGUAGCAGAAGGUUUCGACGUUGGCCUCUCAUUUCAGUCGUUUGAGACUGAGAGACACGACAGCUGCGCCUAUGACUACGUGGAAGUGAGGGAUGGCAGUUCGGAGAGCAGCCCGCUGCUCGGCCGUUUCUGUGGCUAUGACAAACCAGACGACAUGAAAAGCAGCUCCAACCAGCUCUGGCUGAAGUUUGUAUCUGAUGGAUCGGUCAACAAAGCUGGGUUUGCAGCCAACUUCUUUAAAGAGAUGGACGAGUGCUCCAGACCUGACAACGGUCACUGUGAGCAGCGAUGUCUGAACACGCUGGGCAGCUACAGAUGUGCCUGUGACCCUGGAUAUGAGCUGGCAGCGGACAGACGCAGCUGUGAGACAGCUGCCUGCGGUGGCUUCAUCACCAAGCUGAAUGGCUCCCUCACCACCCCUGGGUGGCCCAAAGAAUACCCACCCAACAAAAACUGUGUGUGGCAGCUGGUGGCACCCAUUCAGUACCGCAUCACCCUGGUGUUCGAUGUGUUCGAGACUGAAGGCAACGAUGUGUGUAAGUAUGAUUAUGUGGAGGUGCGCAGUGGGUUGAGCUCAGACUCAAAGCUUCAUGGGAAGUUCUGUGGAGCAGAGAAACCUGAGGUCAUCACUUCCCAGCACAACAACAUGAGGAUUGAGUUCAAGUCUGACAACACUGUCUCCAAGAGGGGCUUCAAGGCUCAUUUCUUUUCUGAUAUAGACGAGUGCUCUAAAGAAAACGGAGGUUGCCAGCAUGAAUGUGUGAACACCUUUGGAAGCUACAGCUGUCAAUGCCGCAGCGGCUUCAUGUUGCACGAUAAUAAACAUGACUGCAAGGAAGCGGGCUGCGAUCAUGUGGUGAACAGUGUAUCAGGCACAAUCAGCAGCCCCAACUGGCCCGAUAAAUACCCCAGCAAGAAGGCCUGCACCUGGUCUAUGUCCACGACCCCGGGCCAUCGAAUUAAGCUUGUUUUCACUGAGAUCGAAAUGGAGGCUCAUCUGGAGUGUGCCUACGACCAUCUGGAGAUCUACGACGGACGAGACACCCGUGCCCCGAGUCUGGGACGUUUCUGUGGCACCAAGAAGCCUUCUCCUGUCAUGUCCAGUGGCAACAAAAUGUUCUUACGUUUUUUCUCUGACAACUCAGUGCAAAAGAGAGGCUUUGAGGCUUCAUACAGAGCAGAAUGCGGAGGAAGCCUUAAAGCCGAGGUCAAGACAAAAGAUCUGUACUCUCAUGCUCAGUUUGGAGAUAACAACUACCCCGGAGGCUCCGACUGUCUGUGGGUAGUGUCUGCUGAGAAAGGUUACGGAGUGGAGAUCAUCUUCCAAGUGUUUGAAAUUGAGGAGGAGGCAGAUUGUGGGUAUGAUUACGUGGAGCUGUAUGACGGCGCUGACAUCAAGUCUCCAAGGCUGGGGCGAUAUUGUGGAUCUGGGGCUCCAGAGGAGAUUUACUCAGCUGGGGACGCCGUAGUUUUAAAAUUUCACUCGGAUGACAGCAUCAGUAAAAAAGGUUUUCAUGUGCGCUACACAAGCACAAAGUUCCAGGACACAUUACAUGCAAGCAAGUGACUCUUGAAACUUACCCCAAAACCUAAAUAGAGACUUCACCCCUAACAUUUGGUCAGUCACACCCAUUUCCAACGAGGAGUGAAUGCAUGGAUUGAUACCACAAACACCAACCCACAUACUUUACGUUCACAUCUGUUAGAAAAGAGUGAAGCCAUGCAGAGAAAUUACAUCUUUACCCUUCCUCAGUUUGUAGCUAUAUAGGAUGAAAGGCAAGGACUAGAUUGAAUUGAUUAUUUUGAGUACCGCCUGUAACAAGCUGAUUACGUCAUAGCAAUGUGUGAAGAUAUAAAAUGUAUAUAUUGUGAAUAUAGUUUGCAUUGUUUUUUUUAAUCAUGACAUCCACUGUGUCACUUUUUACUGUCUGAGGUUGAAAGUUCGAUCACUUAUAAUGAAUGUAAUGCACUUUGUUGUAUUAUAUUUCUUGACAAAUGCACAAUGUUUAUGAGU
Thunnus maccoyii (southern bluefin tuna) is the source of this 3453-nucleotide messenger RNA. Its product is annotated as bone morphogenetic protein 1-like. The record is from RefSeq and is a predicted model, not a curated record. Gene Ontology annotation, biological process: proteolysis. Lineage: Eukaryota; Metazoa; Chordata; Actinopteri; Scombriformes; Scombridae. Bases 64 to 3006 code for a protein of 980 amino acids. The transcript has 20 exons. Gene Ontology annotation, molecular function: metalloendopeptidase activity; serine-type endopeptidase activity; zinc ion binding.